AUGAAUGCCAUCCUAGGACCCUCUGGAUGUGGAAAAUCAUCACUGUUGGAUGUCCUAGCUGCUCGAAAAGAUCCUUCUGGUCUAAACGGAAAAGUUCUCAUUGAUGGUCAAUUACAAACAGUUGAUUUCAAAUAUCAUGUUGGUUACGUUGUGCAGGAUGAUAUUCUGAGCGGAACAUUAACAGUGAGAGAAAAUCUAGCAUUUUCAGCUAAUAUGCGAUUGCCAACAAGUGUGAAUCAACAAGAAAAAUCAAGAAUUGUCGCUAGGGUGAUACAUGAACUGGGUUUAGAAAAAUGUGCGGAUACCUACGUAGGCACAGACUUAAAUCGAGGUGUAUCGGGCGGUGAACGGAAACGGACAAACAUUGGAAUGGAACUAGUUCUGUCGCCCAGUAUUAUUUUUCUUGACGAACCAACAACGGGUGAGACAUUAAUACUUGUUUGA
Messenger RNA from Didymodactylos carnosus, 444 nucleotides. NCBI's taxonomy places the organism in Eukaryota, Metazoa, Rotifera, Eurotatoria, Philodinida, Philodinidae. The record is from the annotation of a GenBank genome assembly.